Phialemonium atrogriseum is the source of this 1420-nucleotide messenger RNA. Its product is annotated as mitochondrial carrier domain-containing protein. The record is from RefSeq and is a predicted model, not a curated record. Lineage: Eukaryota; Fungi; Ascomycota; Sordariomycetes; Cephalothecales; Cephalothecaceae. Gene Ontology annotation, cellular component: mitochondrion. The transcript is spliced from 4 exons. The coding region runs from base 325 to 1302 and encodes 325 amino acids. Gene Ontology annotation, biological process: fumarate transport; transmembrane transport; succinate transport. Gene Ontology annotation, molecular function: succinate:fumarate antiporter activity.
CUUUUAUUUUCUCGCUCCCUGCUCUUUCCUCCCUCUUGAACUUGGUCCCUUGUUUCUUCCUUCCAGGUUCGGGAAUAGCAUCUUCGGUUUCCUUCUUUGUGAUACCCUUUCUUGCCUCUUGCCUCUUGCCUCUUGUCUAGGUUUUAGGUCCCUCUUUGUCGUUUGUCCCGGUCCCAUACCCUCGUCUGCGGUGCCCACGUGCAUAGCAUAGCUGGUCCCCGGAAACCAAUUGGUAUUAUCGAGUCGAGUCCUAUAUCGCCGAGAAACCCGGGACGCGAGUCCGCCGAGAGUCGAAGCAAGAAAUCCACCUAAAGCAUUGCAGCAAUGGCGACAAAAGUUGGGGGCAAAGAUGGCAAGCCGCCUCCGACGGCGGCCACCAACCUGAUCGCCGGAGGAGGAGCAGGUAUGAUGGAGGCAUUGGUGUGCCACCCGCUCGACACGAUCAAAGUCCGCAUGCAGCUCUCCCGCCGCGGGCGGAAACCAGGGAUGCCGAAGCGGGGAUUCCUGCGGACGGGUGCCGAGAUCGUCAAGCGCGAGACGCCGCUGGGGCUGUACAAGGGGCUCGGGGCGGUCCUUACGGGGAUCGUGCCCAAGAUGGCGAUCCGGUUCACGUCGUUCGAGUCGUACAAGCAAUUACUGGCCAACAAGGAGACGGGGGCCGUGACGGGGAAGGCCACCUUCCUGGCCGGGCUGGCGGCGGGCGUGACGGAGGCGGUGGCGGUCGUGACGCCCAUGGAGGUGAUCAAGAUCCGCCUGCAGGCGCAGCACCACAGCAUGGCGGACCCGCUCGACGUGCCCAAGUACCGCAACGCGGCGCACGCGCUCUACACGGUCGUCCGCGAGGAAGGGUUCGGGGCGCUCUACCGGGGCGUGAGCCUGACGGCGCUGCGGCAGGGCACCAACCAGGCGGUCAACUUCACGGCCUACACGUACUUCAAGGAGGCGCUGAGGCGCUGGCAGCCCGAGUACGACGGCGGCAACCUGCCCAACUGGCAGACCACGCUCAUCGGCCUCGUCAGCGGAGCCAUGGGCCCGCUCAGCAACGCGCCCAUCGACACCAUCAAGACCAGGCUGCAGAAGACGCCGGCCGAGGUGGGCAGCACCGCGAUGCAGAGGAUCACUAAGAUCGCGUCGGAGAUGUUCAAACAAGAGGGCUUCCACGCCUUCUACAAGGGCAUCACCCCGCGCGUGAUGCGCGUGGCGCCCGGGCAGGCCGUGACCUUCACCGUGUACGAGUACCUCAAGGAGAAGCUGGAGAAGAGCGGGCCGGCCUUUGUGACGGGGCGGGAAUUCGAGGAGUAGACAUCCAAAAAUAAUCCUGGGAAGCAAGGUUAAGGUUAGGGGGAGAGAUGGCCAAAAUUUGGUUGGGGCCGUUUGCGUCAAGCGCGUAAAUUGGGGGGAGGGAGGGGAAAGGCGGAGG